Messenger RNA from Nicotiana attenuata, 459 nucleotides. RefSeq lists its product as uncharacterized. Gene Ontology annotation, molecular function: zinc ion binding. Lineage: Eukaryota; Viridiplantae; Streptophyta; Magnoliopsida; Solanales; Solanaceae. The record is from RefSeq and is a predicted model, not a curated record. The coding region runs from base 1 to 459 and encodes 152 amino acids. The transcript is spliced from 2 exons.
AUGGCAAAUAUCAACUUGAAUAGACUUUGUAUGGACGAUGAAGACCCAAUGCUCAAUGUUCAAGUGCGAUGUAAACAUGGAAUUUCGCUGCAAAUGCAGACUUCUUGGUCGAAGCGUAAUCCUGGCCGAAGAUUUUGGUCUUGCCCCUACUAUGGUGCGAAGAGUUGCAAAUUUUUUCAAUGGAGGGACAAUGAAGUUGACGAAAGAUCGAAGUUUAUUCUUCCAAGAUUGUUCGACAAAAUUAAAGAGAUGGAAGAAGAUUUGGCACAUUAUGAAAGCCUCAAGAUGCAGUUGGUUGAGCUUGAAAGUCUGAAAAAUGCCAACAUUAGUUUGGUUGUGACUGAUGAUGAAAAAGAUAAGGGGGCAAAAGAGAGAAAGAAAAGGACCUGGUGUUGGCUUAAUAGGAAGUUCAUUUUGUGUAUUGUGUUUUGUCUUUGUUGUUAUGUGUUGAUCAAAUGA